AUGUUGGACGGCCUAGUGAGGAGCGUCUCCUCGACCGAGCCGCAUGAUAUAGCCACUGGGGAGCAGACAAGGCUACAUCGCGUCGUUUAUCUCCUGCUUUCAGUACUUCUUGUGUGGCGACUAUGGGCAUUCACCAUCUCGCCGCGGCUCCAUCGUGACAGAUUAGAGUACCUCCCAUAUUGGAUUCCAUAUCUAGGUCAUGCCAUACCUUUCUUUAGAAAUUCUAGCACCCUCUUUGCUCGGGCAAAGAAAGAGUUCAACCACAAGUUGUGUGCCCUACGUAUAGCCGGGCAGGAUCUUGUGAUGGUCACGACCGCGGCCCAAAUUGCCGCGAUUGAUCGUGACAGCCAGACAUUUGCUUUCGAACCAUUCGUAGACAUGGUGUACGAGGAGAUCGCCACUGUCUCGUGCGCGAGCAAGCCGAUUUUGUGGAAGACGCCGGCGGAAGGUUAUGAAUCGCUUUUUCCAAACGCCAAACAAAUGACCGCCGCACAUACAGGAAUCCAUCUGCUGCACAAACAGCUCACACAACCAGAUGCAAUGCACCGUUUUAUGGCUAAAUCCCUAGCCCAUGUGAACAUGACACUGCAGUGGAACUCGUUCUACCAGACGAGCGUCCUCGCCUCCACCCCAGACGUCAAGGUGGUUUCUCUGGAAUGCUUGUGUCGUGAUGUGAUCAUCGAUGCCCAGCUCACAUCAUUUUUUGGCCCUCGCAUACUGGAGCUCGAGCCCAAUAUCCGAUCGUUUCUGAAAGCAUGGGAUCACAUCAGUUGGCAGGUCACAUACAAACUCCCAUCCUUUCUAGCCAAGCAUGCCACGCAGCUCCGGGACCAUCUCAUUGAGGUUCUCGUGGAAUACUACGCCGUCCCCGCCGAGCAGCGGCCAGGCUCUGUCUCCUUCGUUAAUGAUGUCUAUAACGACUAUAAGCAAGCCGGAAUUCCGGAUCGAGAUAUUGCAGGCAUCGUUUUUACGAUCCUUUGGGGGCUUAAUUCCAAUGUCAACGCGAUAUCAUACUGGAUGAUCGUCCAUCUGAUGAGCCACCCCACCGUGGUGAACGAGAUCCGAGAGGAGAUUGCGCCGAUGAUGCGGGCCCUCGACUCUGCCCCUACGAUGGAUGGGACGAUCCUUGCGGAGGUCACCAAAGACCCACUGCUAAACGGCUGUCCCAUCUUGAAUUCCACGUUCAAUGAGACCUUGCGGUUCACCGCCACCGGCAGUAGCUUUCGUGAAACUACGAGAGAUACGACCCUGGAAGGUUAUUGCAUCCCGAAAGGUACCAAAAUGAUCAUCCCGCAGCGGACUCAAAUGAUGCACAGUCUGGCCUUUGGACCGGAUCCUCAAGAUUUUGAUUGCUACCGGUUCUACCGGGACAAAUCCCUUCUGCGAAAGGUGGAGUUUCGCGGGUUCGGUGGCGGUACAACGUUGUGCAGCGGGAGGAUUGUGGGCAGGCAUCAAGUGUUGGCCUAUCUGGCACUUCUCCUUUGGAGGUACGACUUGGAGGUAAUUGGGCCGGACCAAGAAGUGUUGGGGGUGCGAGGGAAAGGCUUCCCAAGGCUUGACGAAGCUAAACCAAGCCUCGGACCGGGAAAGCCCAUGGCGGGAGACGAUCAGAUCCUUAGAUUGACUCGCCGUACGGUGUAG
Aspergillus bombycis is the source of this 1641-nucleotide messenger RNA. Its product is annotated as cytochrome P450. Bases 1 to 1641 code for a protein of 546 amino acids. NCBI's taxonomy places the organism in Eukaryota, Fungi, Ascomycota, Eurotiomycetes, Eurotiales, Aspergillaceae. The transcript is spliced from 4 exons. Gene Ontology annotation, molecular function: iron ion binding; oxidoreductase activity, acting on paired donors, with incorporation or reduction of molecular oxygen; heme binding. The record is from RefSeq and is a predicted model, not a curated record.